Sorex fumeus (smoky shrew) is the source of this 1047-nucleotide messenger RNA. RefSeq names its product serine protease 27 (gene PRSS27). NCBI's taxonomy places the organism in Eukaryota, Metazoa, Chordata, Mammalia, Eulipotyphla, Soricidae. The transcript is spliced from 6 exons. The record is from RefSeq and is a predicted model, not a curated record. Bases 181 to 1047 code for a protein of 288 amino acids. Gene Ontology annotation, molecular function: serine-type endopeptidase activity. Gene Ontology annotation, biological process: proteolysis.
GGAACUCGGCCUCUGGCUGUGCUGGGAGCUCCUGGACCUCACCCAGCAGUGCUCAGGCCCCCGUGGGACUGGGAGUGAAAUCAGCCUCACGCCUGGCACGUGCUCCCCCUUUGCACUGUUGAAGACACUCUGGGGGCCAAUGCAUCAAGAGUGUGCGGGCGCCCCCGGCAGCUGGCCCGCAUGGUGGGCGGGCAAGAUGCCCUGGAGGGCGAGUGGCCCUGGCAGGUCAGCGUCCAGCGCAACGGGAGCCACGUGUGUGGCGGCAGCCUGGUGACGGAGCGCUGGGUCCUCACGGCCGCGCACUGCUUCCCCAAUGCCUCCGAGACAGCCCUGUACCGGGUCCUGCUAGGGGCACGGCAGCUGGUGCGGCCCGGCCCGCAUGCCGUGUCGCUGGGGGUGCGCCAGGUACAGAGCCACCCCCUGUACCAGGGCAUGGCCUCCAGCGCCGACGUGGCACUGGUCCAGUUGGAGACUCCCGUCACCUUCACCCGCCACAUCCUCCCGGUGUGUCUGCCUCAGCCGUCGGUGGUCUUCGGCGUGGGCAUGAGCUGCUGGGUCACUGGCUGGGGCAGUCCCAGUGAGCAAGACCGGCUGCCCGCCCCGAGGGUCCUGCAGAAGCUGGCAGUUCCCCUCAUCGAUGCGCACAGCUGCAACGAGCUCUACAGCAGGGACGCACAGGCCGGCUUCCAGCCCAGAACCAUCCAGAAGGACAUGCUAUGCGCGGGCUUCGCCGAGGGCAAGAAGGACGCCUGCAAGGGUGACUCUGGGGGGCCCCUGGUCUGCCUCGUGGGCCAGACGUGGCUGCAGGCUGGGGUGAUCAGCUGGGGAGAGGGAUGCGCCCGUCGGAACCGCCCCGGCGUCUACAUCCGGGUCACCUCCCACCACGACUGGAUCCACCGCAUCAUCCCCGAACUGCAGUUCCAGCCGGCGAGGUCAGGGGGCUGGAAGCGCGGCCCCCUAGACCAGCAGAGCCCCCGCGCGGCCGCCGCCUGCUGCCCGGUGCCCUGGGCUGCCUCCCUGCUCCUCACUGCCCUGGCCUUGCUCUAA